Trematosphaeria pertusa is the source of this 851-nucleotide messenger RNA. Its product is annotated as Isochorismatase hydrolase. The record is from RefSeq and is a predicted model, not a curated record. Lineage: Eukaryota; Fungi; Ascomycota; Dothideomycetes; Pleosporales; Trematosphaeriaceae. The annotation marks the transcript as partial. The transcript is spliced from 5 exons.
ACAUGAAGCUCGCUGCUAGCUUUGCUGUCUUGGCCUUUGGCCUCUUCAACGCGGUCCGGGGUAACGCUGUUCCUUGGGAGCGCAUCGACAAGAACAACUCCAUGCUGCUCAUCCUCGACCUGCAAGUCGGCCUCUACCAGCUCGGCCGCGAUUGGGAAGCGACGCUCUAUCGAGAUAGCAUGAUGGCGCACGCCGAGCUCGGCAAGCUCUUCAACCUCCCUGUCGUCAUGACUACUUCAGCCCAGCGAGGUCCCAAUGGUCCGCUUCCCAAGGAGAUGCUGGCCAUGUAUCCUAACGCGCCGCUCAUUCAGCGCCAGGGUGAGGUCAACGCUUGGGAUAAUGCCGACUUCCGCGCCGCUGUCAAAGCCACGGGCAAGAAGCAAAUCAUCGUCGCUGGCAUCGUGACCGAUGUCUGCACUGCCUUCCUUGCUCUCUCGCUCCGCGCUGAAGGAUAUUCCGUCUUUGCCAACAUCGAAGCCUCUGGCACCACCACGCCGCUCAUCCGUGAUACUGCCAACUCGCGCAUGCAGCAAGCUGGUGUGCAACUCGUCUCGCUCUUUAGCAUCGUGUGCGACCUCAUGCGUGAUUGGAGGAAUACUCCCGGAGCCAAGGAAGUACUCCCUUAUUUGGAUAAGUAUAUGCCGGUCUACGGUAUGCUGGCGAGGGGUCAUGCUGCGGCGAUUGAGAACGGGACAGUCAUUCCGGGUGAAUUAGGGCUGAUUUACCUGUGAGGAUGAGAGGGUGGGAGCAGCACGUUGAUCGCUGGUCCAAAAAAUUGACUUUCCCGGCAUAUGUCGCCGGCCUGUUAGAGAACUGGAUAGAUACAUUACAGACUGCUUUGAACGACGUCG